This is a messenger RNA of Aedes aegypti (yellow fever mosquito), 1203 nucleotides long. It is a transcript of the gene Ing5, whose product is annotated as inhibitor of growth protein 4. The transcript is spliced from 4 exons. Gene Ontology annotation, cellular component: nucleus. The record is from RefSeq and is a predicted model, not a curated record. Gene Ontology annotation, biological process: regulation of DNA-templated transcription. NCBI's taxonomy places the organism in Eukaryota, Metazoa, Arthropoda, Insecta, Diptera, Culicidae. Bases 129 to 989 code for a protein of 286 amino acids.
CGACACAAACGCACAAACAAAAACAAUAUCACUAAUCGUAAUGGCUGCUUGAGCUUGUAGGCGGAAUUUACCCAGUUUCACAUUUUUAAGCCCAAAAAACAGUGUUUUUUCAACAUCACACUUCCGAGAUGACUUCCGCUUUAUAUCUUGAACACUAUCUUGAUGGAUUGGAACAUCUGCCGAACGAGCUGAAGCGUAAUUUCACGCUGAUGCGAGAUUUGGAUUCCCGUGCUCAGGUUCUGAUGAAAUCCAUCGACGAGAAGGCAAACGAGUUCAUGAAGCAGCUGGUCAACUCGAAGGAAAACUUUCCGGACGAUGUGAAAAAAGAGAAGCUUCGGGCAAUUCAGGAACUGUUCAACAAGGCCAAGGAAUUCGGGGACGAUAAGGUGCAGCUAGCCAUCCAGACGUAUGAACUGGUGGACAAACACAUCCGUCGACUGGAUUCGGAUUUGGCGCGUUUCGAGGGAGAGAUCCAGGACAAGACGCUGAACGCUCGGGAGAAAUCGGAGGAAACCGUCACAAAGAAGGGCGGCCGCAAGAAGGUCAAGGAUGCGAAGAGUUCCGCCAAGAAGAAGCGGGCCCAUUCGUCGGAAGACGAGGGGCGGGCCACCGGGGCAAGUGGUGCUGGGGCUAGUGGAAGUGCCGCCGGAAAUACCAGCACAAACGGUAAAGGCAAAAACACCAAGAAGCAGAAGGUAAAUCAAGAAGAAAAGGGCCGCAAGGGCAAUAAGAAAAACGCAGAACUGGAUGAUAGUGCACAAGACGCAGGCCAUGGAACUCCUCAUCCAAGCGAUGUCUUGGAUAUGCCGGUCGAUCCGAACGAACCCACCUAUUGCUUGUGCCAUCAGGUAUCAUAUGGUGAAAUGAUUGGGUGCGACAAUCCAGACUGUCCCAUCGAGUGGUUCCAUUUCGCUUGCGUCGGUCUCACCACCAAGCCGAAAGGUAAGUGGUUUUGUCCCAAAUGUUCACAGGAUCGCAAGAAGAAAUAGAUGGUGCCCGGAAUCUUACCAUGGACGAGCGAGGCGAAAAAGUCGUUUCGGGGACAACAUUGUAUCUUCGACCACUGAGUAUUGCUUGAGACAAAAGAUCUCCCGAGGGAAAUCUUCAUUUUAUUUUAGAUGCGUGUGACUGUUUCGGACAUGAAUGUACGAGAAUAAUAUUGAUGAUGUAUUCGAAUCUUGAUAAAUAUUCACUCAAUUACGU